Messenger RNA from Amoebophrya sp. A25, 2900 nucleotides. Lineage: Eukaryota; Dinophyceae; Syndiniales; Amoebophryaceae. The record is from the annotation of a GenBank genome assembly.
UGUGGAGUUGUCGAAAACGCAGAUUCGAAAACAGUAGGCGAUGAUACAACGCAUUCAAAAAAAUGGCUGGCAUCCGCAAACUGAAGUCACGAAAAAUAGCAAAGUAGAAAGUAGUGGUGUGAUGAUCGUAGGUAGAUGAACAACACGUACUCGUACUUCUCGGUGUAUUGUAGGAUAUAUUCAGUGUGUUUGCCGAAAAGCUCUUAUUUCGAUUUUUUACUGCUGAUAGACAUAGACUGCGGUUGAAACCUUUUUGGUCCUUGAAACUUCGCAACCACAAUGUGCCAGUUCGAGCCGGUUAGACGGCGCUCAACUUUUUGAAAAAAUGUCGUCGUCCGAGUCGGACUGCGAAGAUGUCGAGCAGCCUCUGGCCAGGCAGGCCAGCUGUGGUGCUUCCAUGGGCAAGGCAGCUCGUGGAGGAGACAAACUUUACCGAGCUAUGCCGGAGUAUAGAUCGACCAGGCGAGAUGAUCAGAAAGAGUUUACCUUGAACGUGUAUACCAUCCGUGAAAACACCGAAGAAAGUGUACGGCGCAAGUUUGCCUUGGACGUCUUAGGGAUCACCGCGGGCAUGUUGGGUCUAACCUUUCUCGUGUGCGCAGCGUUCAAAAUCGCGAUGGGCAUCAUCCUGUACAUGAUUGCGAGAAAGGGGCCGCCUGACUUGUUAUGGAACUGAGAAAUUCGAGAUUCGAAAUGGUGCCAUGUGUUUGAGAAACGCCGAUGUAGGCGGAGUAAUAUGAACUCCACGGAAUUCAGUAAAGGAGAGGUACAGAAUGAAUCCAUAAACUUGUUCCUCCAUCUUCUAAGCAAGAUCAGCCGUUCCAGCAGUAACCAACUGGACCGAUGGCAGCAGAGUUUUUUCCUUCCCGCUGAUUUCAGAGACCGGAUUGACACCGAGACGUACAGGUAUCUAUAUUAACUGUUUAUUUAUUCUGCAGCUCCUAAUCCUAUCCCUAUCUGCCCACAUGCCCAGUUACCGAUACCUAACCCUAUCGGUCGUAGCUGUAGUUGACCGAAAGAAUGUUCUUCCUGGUUCUUGCCAAGAAAGAACUAGUUUCGGAGGUAAUCUAUCAACAAAUGAGUUUGUUGAGACUAUUGUACUUGGCAUUUUCUUGCCAAAUUCAUCAGGGAGAUGGAGGACGCCUACUGGAAAGCUAAAUGUGUUGUGGCGAUAUUGGGCAUUAUCGGAGGCAUUUACUCAAUCUUCAUGCUGAUUUUCGUAAUGUGCUGUUUCCGAAACGUUCUCCGCUCAUCGCCAGCGAAUAAGAUUCUCACAGCCACACUCGGCAUUAUGUACUUAUGGCACAAGGAAGAUACACCUCCUGUGCCGGGAAAACAGUUUGUGGUAUUGAUGCCCCCUCAGUAGUGGCCCAUGCUAGUGCAUCUUGAACUCUCUUACCAAGGUCAUUGAGUUUAUUGAGAGAGACGGCUGGAGACGCAGCAAGCUAAUCUACCUUCACCAGUUUGACUGAUCGUGAUCAUCCGCUUCGCUAGUUCGAACCUCCCCUUUCAUCAUCGGGCUUCGUAGUGAACGUCGCAGUGUUUUUCACUCCGACCAGUGACGUUUCGAGUGCUGUCGCAGGGACGGGGCUCAUCGUUGUAAGCCUGUGGUUUGUGGCGAGGUACCUUUCCGUAGACGUUACAGGAUGUCGCUUCUGGGUGUGGCUUUGUGGAAAGCUUGUCAUCAUGCUAAUCGUACUCGCGUUUUUGCCACUCUUAUGGACAGUUGAUUGAGUAUCUGGUCUUCCGGUAAGUAGUAUGAAACUUUAUUUUGGAAAGUGUAUGAUACUCGUUUUUGAAAAGUAUAAAUAUCAAUCAAUUGAUGUAGAGUAAUUGAUUGUGAGCGAAAAUUUUCUGAGCAUGUCAGUCGUGUCAUUAUCGUUAUCGAUAUCGUGUCCGUGUCGUGCAGUCGCAAGUUGAAGGUUAAAUAAUUUUGUUUUUUCGCCUUUUUAAGAUCCACACUCCUCUAGACUCUAAUCUUGAUGGUCAUUGGGCCUGGACGCUAUUACAACACGACGCUAGUCAUCGUGAAUUCAAUCGUGCUCUGUCUACUCUGCUUCUACCUCGUCUGGGACUUUCAGAUGAUCGUGGGCGGGAAGCACAGGCGCCAUCAAUUCUCUCUCGACGACGCAUACAUCGCAGCAGUGCAGCUCUACAUUGAUAUCGUCGAGUUGUUCCUCACACUACUGGAUUUAAUCUCGAGUGCGAAGAAAUAACAUGAAGAUACGAUAUACUGGAUUGGGCAUAGUAGAAGCAGUAGUUUUGAUCCGAAGAAAGACACGAUCUACGAGACCUGGGGGAUUAUCAUCUUUUUGGAUGUCUCUAUUUGUAGACGCGUAAAAACCGUCAGAUUUCAUGACCAUGAUGAAUACUUUCUUGUAGUUGUUCGUGGGGCCUCCGCGACCUUUCGUUCUACUCCAUCACCUAAAUGCCCAUAUUUGCCGCGACAUAUCAUGGAAGGUCCACCGUCAGAAACAUUCUUCCAACAACUUGUAUUUCUUUCAAACUACAUGAACAAGCAGCAAUAGUACAUCCGAUCACAUGAGCAUACCACACAUCAUAUAAGAUUUGGACCUCUUUGAACGCAGAAGCUAGUUAGUGUUUGCUGAGCAAAUACAGCCGGGUUCGUAUAUUCUUCGUGGCUGAGGUUUAUAUCGAGUGUUAUUGUAAGUACCUUUUCUUGGCAUAAUCUUUCCCAAUGUUUGAGAAUCCCCGGAAGACAGAGUUCAGAAAUGUCAUAAACACGGAGUUGCGACCAAAAGUACGGCGGCGCGUUGCCGUAGCAGAGCUUAUUGUGGGCGGAAGUUUUAGUGAGAAUAUAAACGUCUCUAUGGAUGGAGUCAUUCAAGGCUUCUUGAUGCGCCUCCUUGCGUGUCAGAGAGCAGCGGGUUCGUAGUCAU